Messenger RNA from Notodromas monacha, 485 nucleotides. The record is from the annotation of a GenBank genome assembly. NCBI's taxonomy places the organism in Eukaryota, Metazoa, Arthropoda, Ostracoda, Podocopida, Cyprididae.
CUCUUGCGAGAAUUUUCAUUCGAGCAAAACAAGACCCACGUUUCCGAGUUGCUGAAUGCAGCGACGGCAGUUUUCCUGGAUGCCGGCCGGAAUCAUCAGGCUGGCCCGAUAGAAACUGCCCAGUUGUUGGUCAUUGUUUCCGACGGCCGAGGGCUUUUCUACGAAGGCUCGGACAAGGUUGAUGCGGCCGUCAGACAAGCCCGGGAUGCAGACAUUUUCGUCGUUUUUGUCGUCGUUGAUAAUCCGGAAAAUAAGGACUCCGUUUUGGACAUCAGACAGCCGCAGUUUGCGAGCGAUGGAUCUCUGCUGGGCAUCAAGUCCUACAUGGAGAACUUUCCGUUUCCGUUCUACGUGAUCUUGAGGGACAUCGACGCCUUGCCGUCGGUGCUCGGGGACGCCUUGAGACAGUGGUUCGAGCUCGUCACGACGCCCAAAUCCACCUGAUGUGUAUAUUCGUCGCGUCGGACGUCGAUGGCUUUCGGUGU